Messenger RNA from Mesorhabditis belari, 1437 nucleotides. The record is from the annotation of a GenBank genome assembly. NCBI's taxonomy places the organism in Eukaryota, Metazoa, Nematoda, Chromadorea, Rhabditida, Rhabditidae.
AUGGUGUUGGCUGCUGUCCUCUCGAUGCUCAGAUAUGUGAGCUUCACAGACGAUCGAGAUUUUGUUGAUCGUCUCCACUCAUAUUUCACCUGCAAUAUUCUCAUUGGCUUGAGUAUUUUAGUCAGCUUUAAGCAAUUCGGUGGUAAACCAGUGGAAUGUCUUGUGCCUGAUAUGUUUAGUUCUUCCUGGGAACAAUACGCGGAAAACUAUUGCUGGGCACAGGAUACUUAUUUUGUACCAAUCGAGAAACAUGUAUCAACCUUGGAUGGAAAUGAAAAAAGACAAAGCAGAAUCAGUUAUUAUCAGUGGGUUCCAUUUUUCCUUCUUGUCGAAGCAUCGUUUUUUCGUCUUCCCUCAAUUCUUUGGCGUUAUAUGGGAAGUCAUUCGGGGAUAAAGAUCCACGAGAUUGUGAAAUUGACAUCAGAUCCAAAUAAUAUAAAGCCAGAGAUAAAACGAUCGAAUCUCAAAGCUUUAACAAAUCAUUUACAGGGUGCUCUCCGUUUUCAUCGACGAUUACAUAAACGACAAGUUCGACCUCAUAAAUUUUUGGCCAUUUUCAACCUUCCAUAUUCGGCAUUUUUUGUUACUUCAGUCUACAUAAUCACCAAAUUUUUCUAUUUGGCCAAUGUGUGCUUUCAACUUUUCUUGAUGAAUAGCUUUCUGGAAACGGACAGAUAUCGAUGGUAUGGAUUUGAGGCAAUUAUGGAUUUAUUGGAUGGGAGAACAUGGGAACAAAGUGGAAUGUUCCCGAGAGUUUCGCUAUGCGAUUUUGAUGUUCGAGUGAUGGGAAACAUUCAAGAACACACAAUUCAAUGUGUACUCGUAAUUAACAUACUCAACGAAAAGAUGUUCAUCUUUCUUUGGUUUUGGUACUGCAUGUUGGUUGUGUUCACUCUUGGCUCAUUUCUCUAUUGGUUAUUUGUGGCCAUCGCACCUUCGAUGAGUGAACGUUUUGUGAGUCGUCAUUUGGAGAUGGCUGAUGUACCAUUUGAUCCCAUCGAGUCAAAAAAAGAUGUCGAGCGUUUCAUUGAUACAUAUCUUCGAUCAGACGGAGUAUUUGUCAUUCGAAUGAUCACUUUACAAUCGGGAGUGAUAUUUGGGACUGAAUUGGUUGCCGAACUGUGGAGAUCAUUUAUGGGAGAACCAACGGGUGGAGUGAAAAGAUCGGGAAGUGUUCCACAUGUGUUAUCGGAUAAAGAAUUAGCGUGGGCUCCACCAGAAGUUGACACUGAAGCAAACAAGCUACGAUUGAGAAAAGCUUUGGAACAAAAUCCAAAGGAAACCGAAGCACGACAACUUCUCGUUCAUCAGCCAAAUUGGUCAAAUCAAGCAAUUCCUGAAGAAAAAAUGACUCUAGAAGAACCGGACGGACGAGAUUUUGGAAUGAAAAACGGACAAAAUGGAGAAACAUCUUAUCAAUAUCGAUUUGUUGAUACU